Prunus avium (sweet cherry) is the source of this 2181-nucleotide messenger RNA. Its product is annotated as Endosomal targeting BRO1-like domain-containing protein. The record is from RefSeq and is a predicted model, not a curated record. NCBI's taxonomy places the organism in Eukaryota, Viridiplantae, Streptophyta, Magnoliopsida, Rosales, Rosaceae.
UGUAUGCCGAUAUAUACGAUACAAAGCUCCACCAAAUUUCUAAAACCCACCCACCCAAUAUGCUGUGUUGAGUGUUGAAGUCGAACCCGCUUAAAGCUAAAAAGCUUUAGCCUUUAAUAAGAAUAAGAGAGUAGAAACAAAAUCCCUACUAUUUUUUAUUUUUCCAUUUCCAAUACCCUCUUUGGCUCUUUCUUCUCCGGACGACUAAGGAAAAGGCUUUUCCUUUUAUUAUUAUUAAUAAUUUUUGUUUUGAAUUGAGAGUCUGUGAUCUUCAUACUGCACACCAAUAAGCUUCGCGAUGAUUAUGGUCCGUAGGGGUUCUGCCUAGGAAGGAAGGCAUCUUUAUGUUUAGGUUUGAGUUUUAUUUGAUCAUCGAGUGUCUCUCUCUCCGACCAGGGACCUGACCUGACUUGAAAGUUGCAAAUUUGCAAUUGCCAAAACACAAACUAGUGGCUUUAUGUUAGUUGAAACAACCAGAACUUUUGACCAAUCAGUCAGCCAUCUGUUAAGAAAGAAGAUAUAGCAAGUCUUAGGAUAUGGGAUGCCUGGUGUCAACACCGAAAGAUACAGUAGGAAAUAGGAGGAGGCCGGCAAAUAUUGGGGAAGUUUCUGUCUAUGUUCCCGGUUUGCGAAUCCCUAAACCUGUUGAUUUCUCUCAGUCACUCGGUGAUCACUUAUCCAAGAGUUUAGUAGAACGCCUAUCUGCUUUAAGAACUCGUAUAGUUGUAAUGGCUGGCCAAGAAGGUCCUACAAUUACAAGAACAAGGAGAAAAACUGCUACCCAACAUGGUGGUUCAACAUUAGCCGAUCUUCAGCAGGCUCUCGAGGAUUACUUGCCUGUCCUUUUGGGAUUAAUGAAAGAUGGAAGCCAGCUACAACACAAGGUACAAUUUGUGUGGGUAAAUCAAGAGGAUGAUGCAGAGGAAACAGCUAUGUCUAAUGCAUGGUACGAGGUGCUGUCCAUCUUGCACUUAAUGGCAAUGCUAUCGUUCUCACAAGCUAAUUUGUUACUUCUUCCAAGAACAUCUGCUGAUGGUUAUCAGCCAAAAGUAACAGAAGAGAGUAGACGAGCUUCAAUUGAUAUUUUCAUAAAGGCAGCAGGAUACCUUGAUUGUGCUGUCCGACAUGUUCACCCACAGUUGCCUACUGAGCUCAAGAGAAACCUGCCAGUCGACCUAGCAGAAGGAGUUCUUAGGGCGCUUUGCCUACAAGCAUUAGGACAGGGUGUUGAUAUUCAACUUGGGAUGGCAAUUGAUAGCACAAAAGCUACUCUUGCAGUGAAGCGAAGGCUUGCGUGUGAAAUGGUGAAGUAUUGGCAGCAGGCUCAAGAUAACAUUAUGAACCUUCCAUUAUUAAAUGGUUGGGGUGAAAAGCAUCGGCUCUUUGUGAAGUGGAAAUAUGUUGAGGCAAAGGCUGCUGCAUAUUAUUAUCAUGGUUUGAUCCUUGACGAGGGUAACACCGAAAAAUUUCAUGGGAUGGCUGUAGCUGCUUUGCAAGCAGCAGAUGAGUAUUUUAAAGAAAGUAAGAAAGCAUGUGACGCAUUUCAUGCUGCUCCUCCUUUGUCGAGAAAUCCACCGCUCUGGGGAACCAUGAAAUAUCUAUCUGAAAAAAUUCCAAAAGAUACUUCGAGCAAAGUGCGGAUAAACCGUGACCUCUACUCACACGAAAAAAUCAUGGAGACAGCACCAACAUUGCCUGACUUUGCUUUGGCCCUGAAACCGGAUGAAUACCAACUUCCUCCGGUGGACCCGUCUUGGAACAUGGAGCACAUGAAUAAGGGACAGACUGGUUCCAACCAGCUCAGGAAUGAAAGAAGAUAGCCAAGCCAUAUAUGAUAGUUUUCUGCAUCACAAAGUAACAGGGGCCGAUCCAGAAGUGUGGAUGACCAUUCAAUUGUAGCGCCCAAGGUCCACUUGAGCUGUCCUUUUGUUACCCCCCUUCUUUUUUCUUCUUCUCCUUUUAAUCCAUUUUUCCUUAUAAAUUUCUUUUGUUCCUUCUCCCCAUGCGCAAUUUACUUAUAGAGCUCUGUAUUUAUGUUUUCUGUUGUGUGAAAAUUGUUAAUUGGCUGCUACGGGGGAAGAGAAGAAGAAUGACUUAUAUGCAAAUUACCAAGAACGGGUAUUUGCUCCAUCAAAGUUGAAGCCAGUCCUGUCCGAUUACGUUUGUCCAUCUGUUUCAUAA